GCGGGACGACCUAGGUAGAGGCAGGGUAGGACAGGAGCAGGUAUAUAAGGCAGGGAGAGGCGAGGGAGAGGCAGUGGAGGAGGGAGAGCGUUGGCAAACACACACACAGGGACAACAUUGUCGCUACCACUCGCUAUGAAGGUGUUGGCAAUCCUCGUGGUGAUCGUGGGGGGUACCAUGGCCGCUCCUGCCAAAUUGGACGGCUUGGACCACCACCAGCAUCACAGCCACCACCACGAUCAUGACGAUCACCACCACAACCACCCCAGCGACCCUCUGGCGAACCUCCUUCCUUCAAGCUCAAACUUCGGAGGCUACGACUACACCCCGCCAAAGGUUCCAUCAGGACUUUAUGAACUUCCCUCUGAUAAGGUCGAAGUUACGUCCACCACCACCACUACCACCACUACCACCACCACCACGCCUCCCCCACCUCCCCCGCCCCCUGUGAACUCCUACCUGCCACCUCCCGUUGAAGAGCAGCCGUCUGACACCGUGGUUGUGGAAAAGAUCGUGCCCUCAGUGGAGACCACCACCAUGAUGCUGAUGCCCUACAACAUUGACUGGGCAGUGCAGGACCCCGACAGUGGCGCCUCCUUCAGCCACGUGGAGAACAGUGACGGGAAGGACGUGACAGGCCAGUAUUCGGUGCUGCUGCCCGACAACCGUCUUCAGAUCGUCCGCUUCACCGCUGACCCCGUCAACGGCUACCAGGCUGAGGUGUCCUACGAGCCCGCUAAAUAAGAGCGCCGGCACGUACGUCACGCCUCAACGAAAUGCACGAUUACGCUUGAUAUUCUAUUGUUGUAUAGUCCCCAUGCCCGCGUUCUUUCCUAUUUCUGUUUGUGAACGUCUCAUUGAUCCUCCCGCUCGCGCUGUCCUGCGUGCGCGGCUCUCGGAGCGGCAAUGCGGCAGUGCUGAGCGUGGCGCCUCACAGCCAGUGUGCGGGUUCCCUCCACAGCCCAUGCAGCGUGCCGGGCGGAGGGACGCUCACCACCCGCCUGCUGGUGACCUCGGGCCGGUGGGCUGGCUCGCCCUCAGGACAGGGUUGCCAGACGCACCAAAGAAAGCCACCAAUUUGUCCAAUUUCAUUAUAUCGGCAGCUUAUCGGCAACCUUAAGGGCAAUAAUUGCACCUUGUUACCGCAACGGAGAAUCCUCCUCGCACAGGUGAAGUAACACUCCCUUACCUGGCGCUCAACAUUUCGUAUUAUAUAUAUAUAUAUAUAUAUAUAUAUAUAUAUAUAUAUAUAUAUAUAUAUAUAUAUAUAUAUAUAUAUAUAUAUAUAUAUAUAUAUAUAUAUAUAUAUAUACACACACACACACACACACACACACACACACACACACACACACACACACACACACUGCUGCACAUGCCGUUGGCCCGAGCAGCACCACACGCGUGCCUGGCGUGGUGGACCCCUGCACCAAGAGCGACUCGCCUCCUCCAUGAUGAAUGGCUCGGAGGGAGCCCCGCCCCACCUACCCGACGUCCGCCCAUCCGUCCUCUCCACAUGCCACCCGCGCCCCCAACUCUACGCCACGCUCCCUCACCCCUACACGCCAUCCCCAUUUCACCCUCCCUCAUCCUCACCCCUACUGCACACACAGAUGCAGUCUAAAUGUUCUGUAACGAUGAGGGAGGAAGACCAAACGAACCACGAACACAGUGACAUCUUCCACGACGUUGUAAAACUGUAAAGACUAGCUAGACUAAGACUGUACAGGAACGAAAGAGAUGGAUUUAAGUUA
Molecule: messenger RNA, 1754 nt
Organism: Scylla paramamosain (green mud crab)
Lineage: Eukaryota; Metazoa; Arthropoda; Malacostraca; Decapoda; Portunidae
Product: cuticle protein 19.8-like
Exons: 3
Coding region: 136-744 (202 amino acids)
Cellular component (GO): extracellular matrix
Source: RefSeq, a predicted model, not a curated record